AUGGAGUCCGCCGUGGACUCUGCGUCGACCGCGAGCGAGGUGAGCGGUUCGUCUGGGGGUUCUCCGAGGGUUAAAGCCGCGUCACCAGCCCGCGCCGUCAGCCCGCCCCAACUCCUGGCCCCGAGGCUGCCGCUGCCACCACCGGGACUCGGGCUGCUGGGCUCCCUGCAGAUGAUGCACCAUUCGCCUCUCGAGUUGAUGGCAGCGGCCCACCACCACGGCCCGCCACGCUACGGCAGCCCGCCGCCUAUAUCCACGUCCGACCCGUCCGCCAACGAGUGCAAGCUGGUAGACUAUCGCGGGCAGAAGGUCGCCGCAUUCAUCAUCCAGGGUGACACCAUGCUCUGCCUGCCACAGGCUUUCGAACUAUUUCUCAAGCAUCUGGUAGGCGGGCUGCACACAGUGUACACGAAACUAAAAAGACUGGACAUAGUGCCGCUGGUGUGCAAUGUGGAACAGGUGCGCAUCCUCCGCGGGCUAGGCGCCAUACAGCCCGGCGUCAACCGCUGCAAGUUGCUGUCUUGCAAGGACUUCGACGUGCUCUACCGCGACUGCACAACGGCAAGGUACGUUUCAUCAAGAGAAUUUAUUUUAUCAUUUGUA
This is a messenger RNA of Brenthis ino (lesser marbled fritillary), 603 nucleotides long. The record is from the annotation of a GenBank genome assembly. Lineage: Eukaryota; Metazoa; Arthropoda; Insecta; Lepidoptera; Nymphalidae.